Molecule: messenger RNA, 4191 nt
Organism: Gasterosteus aculeatus aculeatus (three-spined stickleback)
Lineage: Eukaryota; Metazoa; Chordata; Actinopteri; Perciformes; Gasterosteidae
Product: vang-like protein 2
Biological process (GO): multicellular organism development
Cellular component (GO): membrane
Source: RefSeq, a predicted model, not a curated record
UGUGUGUGUGUGUGGUUUGGGCGGGGGUCUGGUGCAGUGAUGAGCCUCUUGCUGGGCGUGUGCUCGCUUAUUUUCACAGUUGGCUUAUCGGGCCCCAAAUGGCUCCUGAGCGGCGCUGGUGAUCUCGGGGCCGGCGUGGAAUGGCGUUCCAGAACAUUUGGCGAAAGCUGGUUUUCUUCAUUUCUUUCGGCCUCCUGACGUCUGCUGGUUUUAAACCGUGACGAUCACGUCGCCUCAGCUCUCCCCUGCUGCGACUCUCCUGCCCGCCUCCCCCCCCCUCCCCUUGCUCCCCCUUCUCCGGCUCCCUCCCCGUCGGCCUCCAAGAUAGAUUCCCUCAGGAGCAAGGUUGACCUGCUCAAGCUGCCCCUGGCCCUCACCACCAAGUCCAUCGCCGAGCGCAAGAGCCAGCUGGGAGGAGUCGGCGAGCAGCGGGGCACGGGGGGCGGAGGAGGAGGAGGAGGAGGAGGGGUUCGCAAAGCCCGCUCGCCGCCGACCCGAGACAUGGACAACGAGUCGCAGUACUCGGGCUACUCGUACAAGUCCUCCCACUCCCGAAGCUCCCGCAAGCACAGGGAUCGGAGGGAUCGCCACCGCUCCAAGAGCCGGGACAGCAGCAGUCGUGGAGACAAAUCCGUCACCAUCCAGACGCCCGGGGAGCCGCUGCUCGAUGCCGAGUCGACCCGGGGGGACGAGCGGGAUGACAACUGGGGCGAGACCACCACGGUGGUCACCGGCACCUCGGAGCACAGCGUCUCCAACGAGGACCUGACCCGCGUCACCAAAGACCUGGAGGAGUCCACGCCGCUGGAGUGCAAGCGCUUCGUGGGCCCGGCCGUGGGCGGCUGCCUGAGCUUCUUCGCGCUGGUCACGCCGUUGGCCUUCCUCGUCCUGCCGCAGGUCCUGUGGCGGGAGUCCCUGGACCCCUGCGGCACGCCCUGCGAGGGCCUCUACGUCUCGCUGGCCUUCAAGCUCCUGGUGCUGCUCAUCUCCUCCUGGGCGCUGUUCCUGCGGCCGCCGCGCGCCACGCUGCCGCGCUUCUUCGUCUUCCGCUGCCUGCUGAUGGUGCUGGUGUUCCUGUUCGUAGCGUCCUACUGGCUGUUCUACGGCGUGCGCGUGCUGGAGCCCAGGGAGCGCGACUACAGGGGCAUCGUGGAGUACGCCGCCUCGCUGGUGGACGCCCUCCUCUUCAUCCAGUACCUGGCGCUGGUGCUGCUGGAGGUGCGACACCUGCAGCCGGCCUUCUGCCUGAAGGUGGUGCGGAGCACCGACGGAGCCAGCAAGUUCUACAACGUGGGCCACCUGAGUAUCCAGCGGGCGGCCGUCUGGGUGUUGGACCGUUAUUACAGCGACUUCUCCGUCUACAACCCGGCGCUGCUCAACCUGCCCAAGUCCAUCCUGUCCAAGAAGAUGACCGGCUUCAAGGUCUACUCCCUGGACGAAAGCACCACCAACAACUCGACGGGCCAGUCGCGGGCCAUGAUCGCAGCCGCUGCCCGGAGACGAGACAACUCCCACAACGAGUUCUACUACGAGGAGGCCGAGAUGGACCGCCGGCUCCGCAAACGCAAGGCCAGGUUGGUCGUGGCGGUGGAAGAGGCCUUCACGCACAUCAAGCGCCUCCACGAGGACGAGGUGGCCUCGUCCCCCAAACACCCUCGCGAGGUGAUGGAUCCUCGGGAGGCGGCUCAGGCCAUCUUCGCCCCGAUGGCGCGAGCGAUGCAGAAAUACCUGAGAACCACCCGGCAGCAGGCCUUCCACAGCAUGGAGAGCAUCCUCACGCACCUGCAGUUCUGCAUCACGCACAACAUGACGCCAAAGGCCUUCCUGGAGCGAUACCUCUCCCCCGGGCCCACCAUGCAGUACCAGCAGCAGACCGGCGGGGGGCGCCAGUGGACCCUGGUGAGCGAGGCGCCGGUGACCUCGGCGCUGCGGCAGGGCCUCGUCUUCUCGCUGCGGCGCCUCGACUUCUCGCUGGUGGUCACGGUGACGCCGCUCCCGUUCCUGCGCCUCGGGGAGGAGUUCAUCGACCCGAAGAGCCACAAGUUCGUCAUGAGGCUGCAGUCGGAGACCUCGGUGUAAAGAGAGUCGUCGCGCACACACACACACACACACACACACACACGCCCCAAACCUGCCGCGCCGGAUCCUGCAGGAUCACUGAUGCAGCGGGACGUGCAGAGAACGUGUGGUUCACUUCCCAUCUAUUCCCUCUUGGGACGAAAUAAACUAUUGACUCCUCCCCCGGUUUUUGUGGUCGUCACAGUCGCUCUGAUAUCAAACUGUGAUCCACUCGCCGAUCGAUUGAACCUGGAUUUAAACGGAUGCCUUGACUCCUUCUUCUGUCUUUUACAAUAAUAAAGGGGGCUUUUUUUCUCCUCUCUUUGCCGUGACCACUGGACUACUUUACUGUGCUGACUCGGCACAUGACCAUCAGGAGGAUGGAGACGGAGGAGGGAAGAGGAGGAGGAGGAUUACAUCACUUUUGUCACUUCCUCUGUCUUGUUGGCCUCUCGUUACAAACAGACUAACUGACGGAGACGUCGGCGUAUCGCUGCCUUUCUUCAAGAUGCCAACGACUGUUUGUUUUUUUUACAUUAAAGGUUGUGACAUUUAUCUUUUUGUUUUUAUACUACACAGAAUGUAGCAUUAUGUACUUUAUUAAUUAUUUUUAACACACGGCUUUCUGUUCUUUUGCAGCCUUAAGGUCAAACUUUCUUUUUUUUAAUUUUUUUUUAUCUGACUAAAGAAAAAUAGAGGAACACGGCUCAGUUCCUCCAGACUCUCUCUGCUCUUCAAGUGGGUUUUAUCUCUAUCCUACACUGCCAUUUGUACUAUUCAUUUUACAAAAAGACUAAACAAAGACCCCAUCGGUGCCUGUUUUUAUCACGCAAUCUUAAUCGGCUUAUUUAACGAUAAGGAUUUCAAAGUAAAAGCCUGCUGUUAUUCCGAACGAUGUGUUGCAAUACUUUCUGACUUCACAAACAUGGUGUAAUUCAAUGCGCUGCAGUAAAGACAGCAGCUACUGGGGUCCCUAUUUGAAGCGAGUGACUAAUACGCGCCGCCAGGCUGACAUUAACACGUAUGUCAGUGCUGCAACGGUAGUUUCACAUCAGGCUUUAGUCACACAAAUAAUAAUGUUUAUGGAAGAUUAGCUCAUUUCUUGUUUCGAUCUAUUCGUGGGAUUCAAUAAGGUUGAGACGUACGUAGAUUGCGUGUCCGGACUCGUCAGACUUCUUUUUAUUCAAUUGCAUUGUGAUUGGAUUUGUGUAUGCAAUUUGUAACAUUGAAAACGCACAAACACGAGAAGAGGCCUCAGAUGUGAACGUGGCUGUAACAUUUAUCCCCAUGACAACCGAGCAACACGGCAACAUCAUGUACAGUUGUCUACUUCUACAUCUAUUAAUAUAUUCUGAUAUAACGUAUUCAUAGCUGAAAACUUUUUCUUUUACGGAUUUAAAUGCCAAUUUUCGGAGGUCAAUUUUCAUAUUCAUGUCCAAUCACAAUGCAGCCAAACAGCCCAGCGGUUAACGCCAGGAGCUGACCUGUGAUCAGAUGUCAGAUCCCCACCAGUUGGGUCUGUUUUCAUUUUUAUUUUUUAUUACAGGCCGCUGUAAUAAAACUGUCAGCUGACUCUUUUUUUUUUUUUUUUUUUUCUUUUAAUCCUUUGCAAAAUAAUAUCCCAAACCAGACGUGUGAUUGUAACUCCUCCGUCAGCUUCACCGCGCCUUAUGCCUCCAUCCGACAGCCUUGCUCCUCCCAGAUGUGGAGGAGCAGCGACGGGGGGGGGGGGGGGGGGCACAUCUGUCCCCAGCCGGACUCCUGCGGGUCCCAAAACUCGCCUGAUGUGGAGACUCCAGCCGAUCUGCUGCAUCCGCUUUACACGACGGACUCUUUUUAUUCUUUUCAGUGACAAAAUGGUUUAAAAAAAAAAGACCAACCAGCAGGUCCGUGUUAAUAGAGGUGCAUGUCGAAUUUAUUCUGGGUUCCAAACCUUUUAAAAAUAAUAACUUGUUUUCUAUCAUUUGAAAGGUGCCUAAGUUAUUACGAUGCAGUCGUCCAAUGUUUUUACUCUUUGGAAAACAAGUGGCUUGUAAAAACCUUUUCGUAGAUCUGUCCUGUGUUUCGCUGCGUUUGGUAACUGUAGCUGGUGUCGUGUUGCUCAGCUUCCAUCAUUAAACCAUUUAUUGCUCA